UAACUAAAAUUGUCAGCUGUCUCCUGAUUAACGAAAUAAAUAUUAUUUGUCUCGCAUAUAUAAAUGCUCACAUUUAAUUCAUCGAAAUCUAGUUAACGACAUGGCGGGCAACAAUGUUGAUCAGCCGCAAAACAACGACCAGAAAUUGGAAGACACAACAACUGAAGUUGAGGAAAUGAAAUCUCUGUUGGAAAAGGAGAAACGCAAUCAUGUGACUUUGCUGAACAAACUGAAAAUGCAUGACAACUCAACGCAAGUGACCAUCCAGAAUCUUCAGAAGAGACUGGAUGAGCUUGAGAAGGACCAACAGCUGGUGCUCAAUCAACUUUUGGAUGAAGAACGUUCUCACAUUGUCGCCACGGAAGAGCUUAAGACAUUUCUCGCUAAUCCUGCUGACGAUAUUACUUGUAUUAUUUGUCUGUGUUCUUGGGAAUCGACUGGGCCUCAUCGUGUAGCCUCGCUGCCAUGUGGACAUAUUUUUGGGAUGUCCUGCAUUCAACAAUGUGUACUCCGAACGCAACUUUGCCCUCAGUGCAGAGCUCCAGUGUGUUAUUGUGACAUACUUUGCCACCCGCCCUCGUGAUUACUUAAAUAGCGCGUUU
Molecule: messenger RNA, 602 nt
Organism: Drosophila subobscura
Lineage: Eukaryota; Metazoa; Arthropoda; Insecta; Diptera; Drosophilidae
Product: ERAD-associated E3 ubiquitin-protein ligase HRD1A-like
Exons: 2
Coding region: 101-583 (160 amino acids)
Biological process (GO): interstrand cross-link repair; protein ubiquitination
Cellular component (GO): nucleus
Molecular function (GO): ubiquitin protein ligase activity
Source: RefSeq, a predicted model, not a curated record